Meloidogyne enterolobii is the source of this 288-nucleotide messenger RNA. The record is from the annotation of a GenBank genome assembly. NCBI's taxonomy places the organism in Eukaryota, Metazoa, Nematoda, Chromadorea, Rhabditida, Meloidogynidae.
UUCCACCAAUUAUCUACUUAACAAUGAACAAAUCAAUCCAACGUGACUGCAUCGGAAUGCUUAAGAAAAUUAUUAGAAAGAAUGUUACUGUACAUCCAAUAACCACAGGAAGCCACCCGCCAUUUCUCUCAAUUAAUGGUACUGCAAAUGUUCCUCAUAAUUUACCACAACAAGCAAUUCAAUGAAACAAGAACAAGAUGAGUAGAAUAAAAUGAUUUGACAAUAAACAGAUUUCGGUUUUGCGCGGCCGUUGUGGCGCGAGUAUAAAAUUUCCAAAAAAAAGUUACA